This is a messenger RNA of Closterium sp. NIES-65, 8133 nucleotides long. The record is from the annotation of a GenBank genome assembly. Lineage: Eukaryota; Viridiplantae; Streptophyta; Zygnematophyceae; Desmidiales; Closteriaceae.
AUGGCCUUCGAGAAGGAGCAUGGCAACCGCACGGUAGAAGAGAUGAAGGCGAGGCUUGGGCGCUUCAAGCCACACGUCAUGGAGGCGUGGCAAAUGCCUCUGCAGCAGAAUGAAUAUGACUGCGGCAUCUUUGUAUGCCAGUACAUUCAAGCGCUAGUGGAGGCAUGCUUCGAAGGUGCUGAGCAUGGGGUCCGGUUCAGCAUGAGCCCACUGGCAUACCGGCGUGUUAUACGGGAGGAUGUGUGCGCCCUGGCAGAAGGACGGCUGAUCGGGGAGCUCAUAGCAGCUGGGCAUGAGAUCCCUCCUGGCAAUGAGAUUAGGAAACCACCUGAGUUUGAGGUGAUUGGCGAUGAGGUGGAGGAUAGGGAGUGGAGAGCGGAGAUGGCAGAGCGGAUGCAUAGGCUGGAGGUUCGAAAUGAGAGUCAGGCAGUGGCUAUUGCCAAGCUCGAGAGGCAACUGCGUGAGCUGAUGCUGUCCCGUACUCCACAGCCGGGCAUUGGCGGUGUGGAUAUAGGGGAGGGACAUGGUGAUGUGGGAGGGGACGUUGCAGGAGAGGGACAUGUUGAUGUGGGACAGGUAGCUACAGGGCAGGGACAUGGGGAUGCGGGAGGGGAUGCUGUAGGGGAGGGACAUGGGGAUGUGGGAGGGAUCAACGCUGGCACACAUGACAGCAUGAGAGGUGCACAUGGCGAGGGUCCUGAGGCUGACGUUGAGGCGGGUGUAGGUGGGAUUAACACAUAUGCCGCAGCCGCCCACAUUUGCCGACCGUCCCUCUCCAGCUCAACGAUGGUGGAGUUGAGCGUGGAGGAGAGGCGGUGCUUGGAGGGACUGACGACGCAAGGGGUUGCAAGGAUAGUGGAGGCCAAGCGGUGGGCAGAGUGGAGGAACUGGCGAGAAGUGCUCGGCAGCCUCCCUGAGCCUUCCAUCCCAACGCCAGCAGGAGUACACACACAGGCUCCACCCCCCUUUUCCCACCAGCACCCUGGAGCCACGUUUGGCAACUACCACCCGCCAGCCGCCGCCUUCGCGGGACACGCCGCGGGCGGCAUGGCGGCGGUGAGCGCGGACGCGGUGUGCGCGUGGCUGCUGCAGACGACGAGCGCGGACGAGGCGGCCGUGCGAUCCGCCAGCUCAGCGUUGGAGGAAGCUUCCAAGCACCCGGGAUUCCUGGGCCACGUGUUGUCCGUCGCAGCAGUGCCCAACUCCCCAGCAGCCCUGUAUUUCAAGAACGUAGCAGUGGCGAAGCGGAGGGGCGCGGGCAGCAAGUGGCGGGUGCAGCCGCCCAUACCCUCACCCCUUCCCUCCCAUUCCUCCCCUCCUUCCCCCCCGUUCCUCCCCCAGUGCCCAACUCCCCAGCAGCCCUCCCCGCGGCCCUGUAUUUCAAGAACGUGGCGGUUGGCGAAGUGGAGGGGCGCAGGCAGCAUGGCCACCUCUCAAUUCCCUUCCACACCCUCCCGUGUCUCCCCCUCCUCCUCUCUCCCUCCCCCCAGUUCCCAACUCUCCAGCAGCCCUCCCCGCGGCCCUGUAUUUCAAGAACGUGGCGGUGGCGAAGUGGAGGGGCGCGGGCAGCAAGGGGCGGGUGCAGCUGCCCGGGGGGAAGGAGGAGCAGGAGGCAGUGCGGGUGCAACUGGUGGAGGUGUUAUUGCGGGAGCAGGAGGGGUGCAACUGGUGGAGGUGCUACUGCGGUGCACCCAGGGGAAGAUUCUCAGCGUGCUCAUGGAAGCGGUAUUUCUCUGCCGUCGUGCGCACCAAGUUGGCUCCCCCCUCUGGCUGGCCCCAGCUGCUACCGGGCCUCAAAGCCGCUCUGCUUUCCUCGCCCUCCCUUUCCUCCCCUCCCCUUUCCUCUCCCAAUUCCCACCCCAUCAGUUCUCUGCCGUUGUGCGCACCGAGUUGGCUUCCCCGUCGGGCUGGCCGCAGCUGCUUCCAGGCCUCAAAGCAGCGCUGCUCUCCAGCGAUCUCAUCCGAGCCAUCGGUUCCGCCUCCGCCGCUGCUCCUGGGCCGUCGGAUCCCGCCUCUGCUGCAGCGACAUUCUCUACAGUCACUGUGCUCACAGUCCUUCGUGCUGUCACGAAGCCAUACAGGUACUUCCUGGACCCCACCAACGACAAGGAGCUGGUGCCGCCUGUGUUGGAAGCUCUGCUGCCACUCAUGCUCCUCUCUGUGUUCAACUCCCUCCUCCCCCCACCACAGUACUUCCUGGACCCUACCAACGACAAGGAGCCGGUGCUGCCAGUGCUGGAAGCAAUCGCAUCGGACCUGCUGCUGCCACUCAUCUUCCUCCCUGUCUCUUCGUCCUCCUCAACCUCUUUGACUAUUUUUCCACUCCCCCCCACAGUACUUCCUGGAUCCUACCAACGACAAGGAGCCGGUGCCGCCUGUGCUGGAAGCAAUCGCAUCGGACCUGCUGCUGCCGCUCAUGCCACUCAUGCACCACCUCAUUGCGGCUCAGGUGUGUGUGUGACUGCCUGCUUGAACGGCAUGGCAUGGCAUGACAUGAUAGUGUUGGAAGCCAUUGCGUCGGACCUGCUGCUGCCGCUCAUGCCCCUCAUGCACCACCUCAUUGCGGCCCAGGCACAACAGUCAAGCCCCCGAGCACCAUCUGCGCAUGAUGAAGCGCUGCUGCUUAUUCUCAAGACUCUCCACCUCUCUGUGAGUGCAUCUCUAUUGCACUUCUCUGUUCAGAGCCACAUGCCAUCAGCCAUCCGCAAGCACAUCGACAGUAUUAGCCACAUGCCAUCAGCCAUCCGCAAGCACGUAGACAGCAUUGUCCCAGAGCUGCUGCUGCUGCUCUCACACUGCCCGCCCACCCUCGCAGCAGCGGUAGCAGCAGCAGGGCAGGAGGAGGGGGAAGUGAUGGAUGGGGAAGGGGGGGCAGAGGGGGGAGGUGCAGCAGCAGUGUGGGAGGUGCGGCUGAAGGGGUGCAAGCGAGCGCUGCAGAUCUGCCAUGCUCUGGCCAGCCGGCACCAGAAGCUGACAAACAAGCACUUUCCUGCCAUGGUGGACGGCAUCACAGGCAUCGUCUGCAACUCACUGUGGACCAAUAAGCUCCCAUUAGCAGCGCGUCGUGUGAUCGCAGUGGCGUUCACCGCCAUCUCUCAAGUGCUCGACUCCGCUCCGGUGAGUCCUUCAAAGGCAGGCACCGCAAAGCUUUUGAGAUCGGAGCCCGGGAGGCGGCCCGCGACCAGCGAUCCGUGGGAUCUGGCAGGAUGCCGGCGCGGAAUGGAUGGAAGGCGUCGCGACGACGACGUGGAGAUGGACUCGGCGAGCGAUGAUGAUAGGGAGGAAGAAAUUGAAGAAUCCCCCGUCGCGCGGGCCAGCGGCAAUCGAAAAGAGACUGAAGGCGAAGAAUCCCCCACUGCGCGGGGAGGCGGAACGCGCGACGGUGACGGAAGCGAAUCCCCUACUGCGCGGGGAGGCGGAACGUACGACGGUGACGUAGGCGAAGAAUCCCCCACUGCGCGGGGAGGCGGAAGGCGCGGCGGCGCCGAAGGCGAGGGACCCCCCACUGCGCGGGGAGGCGGAACUCGCGACGGCGCCGAAGGCGAGGGACCCCCCACUGCGCGGGGAGGCGGAACGCGCGACGACGCCGAAGACGAGGGACCCCCCACUGCGCGGGGAGGCGGAACUCGUGACGACGCCGAAGGCGAGGGACCCCCCACUGCGCGGGGAGGCGGAACGCGCGACGACGUCGAAGGCGAGGGACCCCCCACUGUGCGGAAAGGCGGAACGCGCGAUGGCUCCAAAGACGAGGGACCCCCCACUGCGCGGGGCAGCGGGAGGCGCAACGACGCCAAAGACGAAGCGUUCCCAACGACGCGGAGGAAGGACGAGCGUACGCCUGCAGGGCAUGCCGACUUGCUUGCACGAGCAUGGCUGAAAGGCGGUGGCUCCCUAAUUCGCCCAUCUUCCAGAGGCCAACUGGAGAGCCAACGCCUCAGGCUGAAAGGCGGUGGCUCCCUAAUUCGCCCAUCUGCCAGAGGCCAACUGGAGAGCCAACGCCUCAGGCUGAAAGGCGGUGGCUCCCUAAUUCGCCCAUCUGGCAGAGGCCAACUGGAGAGCCAACGCCUCAGUCUGAUAGGGGCUGAAAGGCGGUGGCUCCCUAAUUCGCCCAUCUGGCAGAGGCCAACUGGACUGGAGAGGCAACGCCUCAGUCUGAUAGGGUUCACUCUUCUGGAAGCUUUUGAGUCGACUCAAAAGCAGAGGCCAACUGGAGAGGCAACGCCUCAGUCUCAUAGGGUUCACUCUUCUGGAAACUCAUUCCACUGCCGCUCCCCCGCCCGUGCCGUGCCCCACUCCCUCCCCAAUCUUGCCCCAUGCCUGCAGGGCUGGAAGGGCUGGAAGGUGGUGGCUCCGCAGUUCGCCCACCUGCUAGAGGCCGCCAUCUUCCCCGCUCUCUGCCUGCACCCCCAGGAUGACAUGGAUGAGAUGGAGAGCUAUGACCCGCGGCAGUGUGCUGCUCACCUGCUGGCGCUCAUCGCCACGUCCAAGGGAAGCCCCGCCAAGGGUAAGCCGGGCGCAGCAGGAGCAGCAGCUGGCAAAUCCACGUCGCCAGCAGCGGGCAGAAGGAGACAACGAAGGCCGGCCGCUACCAAGGACACUGACGCAGCAGCAGCUACAGUGGUGCUUCCGUUCCUCUCCAGGUGCUCUUUGUCCUGCCCUCUCCUUUCCAGGUUCCCUCUCCCAGCUGAUGCUGCCGUGCCAAUGGAAGGCAUGUUUGUGGCGGGGGCAGGGGGAGGCCAGGCUCCUGCCAACCCUGCCAGUGCUGCUGUUGUCCACUACUUCGGCGUUCUGCAAGCCUAUGCAGCCAUGAAAGAGUACUUUGAGCGCCAGCCAGCCCACCUGGAGCAGCUGCUGCCAGCUCACGUGCUGCCCCUCUUCUCGCAGCGCCACGUCAGCGCGGUCCUGUUGGCCUCUGCCACGUGGCUGCUGGGAGAGCUCUCCACCGCCCUGCCCGAGUCCCUACACAACAAUGUGUACGAGGCGAGCAUGAAGGCCAUGGCAGCAGGGGACGUGGAUGGGCAGUCCUGGGCGGCUGUGCGCACUGCUGCGUCGCACUGCAUCUCUUACCUCAUCCAGAAUGAAGUGGAGCCAUCUGAUUGGCUGGCGUUUCUGCAAGCAGUGGUGGCAGCAACAAGAGCGGGGGAGGAGAGGGAGGCGGUGAGGGCGCUAGACCUGCUGGAGUCUGUGGCAGUGGAAGGGGGCGAGGGGGUGCACGCCCACCUGCCCGCCAUCAUUGCUGCUGUUGCAAAUGACACCUGCGCAGCUCUGCCUCCCCCGGAUCAGCCCUGGUCGCAGUCAGUGGCAGUGGAAGGCUGCGAGGGCGUGCACGCCCACCUGCCCGCCAUCAUAUCCGCUGUUGCAGAUGACACCUGUGCAGCUCUGCCUCCCCCGGAUCAGCCCUGGUCGCAGGGCGGAGGAGGAGAGAGGCACAGUGAGGGAGGAGAGAGGCGCAGUGGGGGAGGAGAGAGGCACAGUGGGGGAGGAGAGAGGCGCAGUGGGGGAGGAGAGAGGCACAGUGAGGGCGGAGACGGCGUGCACGCCCACCUCCCCACAAUCAUCGCUGCUGUUGCAGCUUCGUGGGCUGAUGACGAGCUGCCAGGGGGGUUGUGCUUGUCAUUGCUCCUUCCUUCUUUACCCGCCCUCCCUUCUCAUGGCACCGUGUGUGGGCUGGGCGCUCUUCUCUGCGCUCGCCUCUCUGAUCAACGUGUGUGGGCGCUCUUCUCUGCACUCGCCUCGCUGGUCGAGUCAUGGGCUGAUGAUGACCUGCCAGGGGACGAUGACGAGGAGGAGGAAGGGGAGGAGAGGGAUGGGAAGGAGGCAGCAGGGGCGGAGGAGAGGAGUCGCCGGGCAGUGGAGGUGGCUGCGUCUGUGGCUCGCGUGCUGCGAGUGGCCUGGCUGAACGAACCUGUGGAUCCAUCCAUAGUGAAGCCACAAGUGUCAAUUCAGGAGGGCGAGAAGGACGACAAGGAGCCGCCCCCCACCUCGUGGAUCGACGCCUCUCUGCUGCUCUCCUUCGUCCUCAAAACCUCCCUGGUCCCUGUACUCUACGAUCCCCCUCUCACCCUCCCUCCACCCCCACCCGCCUUUCUUCGUCAGGUGGAUCCGUCCCUCGUGAAGCCACAGCCAGCAGCCGGCCUAGAGGGCGAGGAGGACAAGGAGCCGCCCCCCACCUUGUGGUUCGACGCCCCUCUUCUGCUCCCCUUCGUCCUUACAGCCUCCCUGGUGGACCCAUCUCUCGUGAAGCCACAGGCAGCAGCCACUCUAGAAGGCGAGGAGGACAAGGAGCCGCCCCCCACGUCAUGGUUCGAUGCCUCUCUGCUGCUCUCCUUCGUCCUCAAAGCCGCUGCCAACGCCCCAGCUUCACCUUCCUCCACCUCUGCUGCUACAGGCGGGGAUGCAGCAGCGCUGGUGGCGCAGUGGGGGGUGGUGCCGUUGCUGCACAAGUGGGUGGAGCUGGUGGCGGAGUGGACGGCAUGGGAGGAGGAUGAGGACGAGGCGGUGUUUCAGACCAUCGACUCCUUGUUGCUGCUGCAGGGGAGGACGCCAGUACCGGAUUUCAUAUCCAGAGCCACUCCACCGCCUCCCCUGCCGCCCGUGCCGGCACGCUCCAUCCUCGAAGGCGUCGCGUGCUUCGUCUCAUCCGCGCUAUCUGACGGCUCUCCUGCUGCCACGUGGCGAGCAUCCAGGCACUCGCACACGCUCCUAAACGCUGCUGCUGUGGCGCUCAACGGAGGGCCUGCUGCCGCUGCUCUGGCUGCUCGGUUUGCCGAGGCCUCUCUCACUCGCCUCUCCACCGCCCCCUCCCUCUCCUCCAUCCGCUACAUCACCAAGCCUCUGCUCCUCGCCCUCUUCUCCUCCCUCCUCUCCCUCUUGCCCCUGUCCACGUGUCUCUCAACUAACCAUUUGUUCCGCCUUUCCCCCUUUCACCCUUUCCCAACCCCCUCCCUCAGGCCUCUCUCACUCGCCUCGCCUCCACGCCCUCCCUCUCCUCCAUUCCUUACAUCACCAAGCCUCUGCUCCUCCCCCUCUUGCCCCUGCCCCACGUCCACAUGUUGUGCAAUUUACAAAACUCCCCCUCAUUUUCCCCCUUUCUCAACCCCCUUCCAGGCCUCUCUCACUCGCCUCUCCACCGCCCCCUCCCUCUCCUCCAUCCGUUACAUCACCAAGCCUCUUCUCCUCGCCCUCUUCUCCUCCCUCCUCGCCUCCCCCUCCUCCGUCUUCCCCCUCCUCCUCUCCCCCGCACCUGCUGGCGACAAGGGGAAGGGGGAGGCCGGGCAAGAGGAAGGGGAAGGAGAAGGAGAGAAGGAAGGAGGGUUGAGGUUGGGAGUGGUUGUGCGCGGUGUAGAGAGCUUGCUGGCGCUGCAUGCGGAACCAGGGUUGGUUCUCGAGUCAGAGCUGAAGCUCACAGCUGGGACGGUGAGUGGCUGCGUGGGUGGGUGGGUGGGUGGGUGUGCAAGUGGGUGUGUGGGUGGGUGGUUCCGGAAAGCAGGUCAUACUGUUCUCGCCCUCACGUGCCUCGUGCAGCAGUCAGCAGCAGCAGCAGUGACAGGGUCAGACCUCCCACCCGCCAUGCUGGCAGCAGCGAUGGUGCGACUGAAAGAGGUGAAGCAAGUUAGAAAUUCUCCCUCCAAGUUCUCCCUUCCCUCCUCUGCCUUUAUCCCCCUGUGGCAGUGCUCGCCUUCACUCCUGCCAACAGCAGUGCUGGCAGUAGCUGUAGCAGCAAUGGCAGCGAUUUUGCAAGGGCAGUGGUGCAGUGGUGUCAUGUGUGCUGUGUGCUUUGCAGUUGUGCCAGCUGCCGUGCUGGCAGCAGCGAUGGCAGCGAUGGUGCGGCUGAAGGAGCCCGCGUUGGACGAGGAUCUCGACGAUGCUGAGCUGGAGGCGGCGCUGAUGAGGCGAUACGCGGAGGCGGCGACGAUGAUUGGCUCCCUGGAGGAGGACGAGGCUGACGUGGAGGAUGAAUACGGGGUUGAGCUGGAGCUAGGCCUCACAGGGCUGCAGGACGAGCAGGCGGGCAUCAGGGCGUGUCUGCAGCAGCACUGGGCGGCUCUGGGUCGCCAGGUCGUGGCACUCAAGCCAUCGCUCUCCUCCAACUUUGCCGAGGCCUUCCCUCCAGCCAAGCCAUUCCUUCUUUGA